AUGGCUUCGCAUCUGACCCGGUCUCGCAAUCGAGGUGAAGGCCUCACGACGAGAUCCAGUGCGAAAAUCAACAUGGUCGCGUCCCCAAGACUGCAGCCGCAGCAGCAGUCCAAGUCCAACAUCGGUCGCAAGAAGAAACGCCCCCGGGAUCCCACCGAGAACGACGACGAGGACCCCUCGAUCUCGAUCGCGAAGAAGAAGGCACGCAUUGCCAUUGAGAUUAUUUCGCAGCCGCUUGCAAAGCCUCAGCCCAAGAUCCGGCCGCUCAUCGUCAGCAGCAGCAGCAGCAGCAGCAGCAGCAGCGGGACUGCGGACGAGCCCCCGGCUCAGCAACCCGCUGCACCAUCACCCUCCUCACCAUCACCCUCCUCACCACCAAAACAAAAGGAGACUGUCACGGCCGCCGCGGCCACGCAGACGGAAGCUGCAGCCCCUCCCGCCCCUCCGCCGCCCAAACCCAAACCUAAGAAUCACCACGAGAAAGCCGUCAAUGGGAUCAGGCACGAGCUCGAUCGGUUGCAGCCGAAUGCUGCAGAUCUCAAGGCAAAGGAUGAAAAGCGCAAGCUGCGGUCCCAGGAGAGCACACGGUUCAAGAGCGAAUUGUCGGCGUACUUUCCGGAAUACGACGAAGUCAUUGGAAAUGAGCCGAAGGAGGAGCAUAUUCUGGAUCUGGAUACCCCCAUCAUCAUCUAUGACAGCGCCAAGAGUUCGAAGCACCUCCCUCUACGAAGGCAAAACGAAUACUCCCUAAAAGAAUUUCCCGACUCUCUCUUCACAAGUCUGCACGCGGCACAGCGGGUCGAUUUCUCGUGGCUUGAUAAGAAUUACAAGGAGGAUGGUGGUGAGGAUCCGUUGCACGACGCGUAUUUUGAGUCCAUGCACCGAAGACCGGAGCGUCAAGAGAAGACGAUUCGAAAUACAGACAAGUGCCGGGCUCAACAUGAAAAGGACCAGGUUAUACGCAUCCUAGAAAGCCUACAAGGUCACGACUGGUUGAAGUUGAUGGGCGUCAGUGGCGUCACGGAGAGCAAGAAGAAGGAAUACGAGCCGGCACGCGACUACUUCAUCAAAGGAUGCGAAACUAUCCUCGAAAAGUUCCGGAUAUGGCGAGAGGAGGAGAAGCGAUUAAAGCUGGAGAAAGAGGCUGCAAUGGCUGAGGCGGAAGAAGCAGCCGCGGAAGAGAAGAAAGAGGAAGCCAAGCAAGAGGAUGGAACUAUGAGCGACGGCGACCCUCCCGACUAUUCGGACAUCGAUGCCUCCGCAGCUCGCCAACUGCACGAGGAAGCUGUGGCUCGCUCGGCACCUGUUGUAAGACAUUCGGAGAGAAGGGCAAAGGUCGAGCUGAUUCCACAAGGUGUCGGAGAGGUUGAUCGAGAGUUUAAGUCGUUCUACAAGAAUCCACACCUUCGAGAGGCAGCGAUGGGAAAGCACAGACGCAGUGGCAGAAGCGCCAUCGCAUGGGGAGCUGCGAUCCCAGAGUUUCCAGAAGCCGAUUUUGUUUUGCCUGAGCAGUAUCGGGAUGAGGAGACGCUGAAGGCAGCUGCGAGGAGGAAGCGCAGGGACAAGAGGGUCAACAAAUCAUGA
This is a messenger RNA of Drepanopeziza brunnea f. sp. 'multigermtubi' MB_m1, 1584 nucleotides long. RefSeq lists its product as uncharacterized. NCBI's taxonomy places the organism in Eukaryota, Fungi, Ascomycota, Leotiomycetes, Helotiales, Drepanopezizaceae. Gene Ontology annotation, cellular component: SAS acetyltransferase complex. The record is from RefSeq and is a predicted model, not a curated record. Gene Ontology annotation, molecular function: histone acetyltransferase activity.